UAUAGACUACAACUCCCCAAAUCCCUAGCGGCGGCCAAGGACUACUAUUCCCAGCGAGCCCCGCGCCUGCGCAGGACAGAGCGGCAACAUGGCGGCGUCGGGUUCUGGUGACCCUCUGGACGCUAAGGAUGGAAAGGCCCCAUUCGCUCAGCGUAUUGAUCCAACCCGGGAGAAACUGACUCCCGCGCAGCUGCACUUCAUGAGGCAGGUGCAGCUCGCCCAGUGGCAGAAGACGCUGCCACAGCGGCGGACCCGGAACGUGGUGACCGCCCUGGGCAUCGGGGCCCUGGUGUUGGGCAUUUAUGGUUACACCAUGUACUCGAUAUCCCAGGAGCGUUUCCUUGAUGAGCUGGAAGACGAGGCCAAGGCUGCCCGAGCCCGAGCUCUUGAAAGAGCAUCAGGACCCUGAACCUGGACAUUGCCUGUCUUCAACCUGCCAGAGCCUUGUGGAGCCCUUCACGUGGCCGAUGCUGCCUGUGACCCCGUGGGAACGAAUGCCUUCUCACAGUAUCCCUGGCCUACUUACUAACUUGGGACCGCAAUUGGGCCCAAGAAGCAGAGAGACUGAAUUUGGCCACUUAGUGUGAUAUCAGUCAUUUCCCACACUGUGGGAGAGAUUGAGCCCUUGUUUUGUUUCCUUGUUCCUGAGGUAUUCGACCUUGGCUUUCCCCAAACUUCCUAACUUUGUGGUUUUCCCCUUCACCUCCCAGGGGCCCAAUUGUGAUGGGUUGGGUGGGGCAGCUCCCUGCAGUGUUGGAGUCUAAACUGGAAAAGAUAGAAUCAGUUAAGAACAAUAAAUUUGAGUCAUCU
This is a messenger RNA of Fukomys damarensis (Damara mole-rat), 810 nucleotides long. Its product is annotated as cytochrome c oxidase assembly factor 3 homolog, mitochondrial. The transcript is spliced from 2 exons. The coding region runs from base 89 to 409 and encodes 106 amino acids. Gene Ontology annotation, biological process: mitochondrial respiratory chain complex IV assembly. Gene Ontology annotation, cellular component: mitochondrial inner membrane. Lineage: Eukaryota; Metazoa; Chordata; Mammalia; Rodentia; Bathyergidae. The record is from RefSeq and is a predicted model, not a curated record.